Nothoprocta perdicaria is the source of this 1036-nucleotide messenger RNA. It is a transcript of the gene NPBWR1, whose product is annotated as neuropeptides B and W receptor 1. The transcript has a single exon. The record is from RefSeq and is a predicted model, not a curated record. Lineage: Eukaryota; Metazoa; Chordata; Aves; Tinamiformes; Tinamidae. Bases 27 to 1022 code for a protein of 331 amino acids. Gene Ontology annotation, cellular component: neuron projection; membrane. Gene Ontology annotation, molecular function: neuropeptide binding; neuropeptide receptor activity. Gene Ontology annotation, biological process: neuropeptide signaling pathway.
GUGGGCCUGGCACCAACUCCAGGGCCAUGGAGAACCUCUCCCUCCCGGAACUCAAUUCCUCAUGUGUGGCUGGACCCAGGGGCUGCACAGAGGGAGGGGACGGGGGGCUGAAUACAUCUACUCCCCAGCUGAUUCCCAGCUUCUACAUCACCGUGCCUGUCAUCUACUCCUUCAUCUGUGCUGUGGGGUUGACAGGCAACAGUGCUGUCAUCUACGUAAUCCUUAAAGCUCCAAAGAUGAAGACAGUCACCAACAUCUUCAUCCUGAAUCUGGCCAUAGCAGAUGAACUCUUCACCUUGGUGCUACCCAUCAACAUUGCCGACUACCUACUCCUACAGUGGCCUUUUGGUGAGUUCAUGUGCAAGCUCAUCAUCUCCAUAGACCAGUACAACACCUUCUCGAGCAUCUACUUCCUCACUGUCAUGAGCAUCGACCGCUAUCUGGUUGUAAUGGCCACUACCAAGUCCAAGAAGAUGUCCUACCGCACCUACCGAGCAGCCAAGAUAGUCAGCCUCUGUGUCUGGUCCUUUGUCACUGUCAUCAUUCUGCCCUUCACCAUCUUUGCUAAGGUACACAAGGAGCAGGGGCGCUCCCAGUGUGUCUUUGUGUUCCCCCACCCGGAAAGUGUGUGGUGGAAAGGCAGUCGGAUUUACACCCUCAUUUUAGGCUUUGCCAUCCCAGUGUCCACCAUCUGCAUCCUUUACACUGCCAUGCUGUACAGAUUGAGACACAUGCGCCUCCAUAGCAAUGCAAAAGCCCUGGACAAAGCCAAAAGAAAAGUGACCCUGAUGGUGGUUGUCAUCCUGGCUGUGUGUCUGUUCUGCUGGACGCCCUACCACCUUAGUACAGUGGUGGCCCUCACUACAGACAUCCCGCAAACUCCGCUGGUCAUUGGAAUUUCCUACUUCAUCACUAGCUUGAGCUAYGCCAACAGCUGCUUCAACCCUUUCCUAUAUGCCUUUCUGGAUGACAGUUUCCGGAAGAACUUUCGCAAACUGCUAGAAUGCAGAACUACCCAGUAGAGCCCAUCCGCCAU